CGUAUUUUCAUCAACUGAUAAAAAACACGAUUUCAUCAGCAAAUUCCGGCGAAUUGAGUCCAAAAAUGUUGAAAUUUUGAUGCAUUUUUCAGUCUUUUACGCUAAUAAAAUUGAAAUAAAUUUAUUUUUGUGUAUUUCAAGUACAUCCUGAGUUUUUCAUCAUGGUAUUAUCGUGUCGAUUUUACUCAGAUCGUUACCCCGAAAUCGACGAUGUUGUCAUGGUCAACGUACGAAGCAUCGAAGAAAUGGGUGCCUACGUCCAUCUGCUCGAGUAUAACAACAUAGAAGGCAUGAUAUUACUUUCUGAAUUGUCUCGAAGACGUAUACGUUCGAUCAACAAACUAAUACGAAUCGGUAAAACCGAACCAGUCGUCGUUAUUCGAGUUGAUAAAGAAAAGGGUUACAUUGAUCUGAGCAAACGACGUGUAUCUCCAGAAGAUGUGGAAAAAUGUACAGAUCGCUUUUCGAGAGCCAAAGCAGUCAAUUCUAUCCUCAGACACGUAGCCGAACUAUUGAAAUUCGAAACCGACGCUCAACUCGAACAACUCUACCAGCAGACUGCCUGGUUACACGAAGAUAAAACUAAAAAGAAAUCAUCCGCUUAUGAUUUUUUCAAACAAGCUGUACACGAUCCGAGUAUAUUGGACGAAUGCGGUUUAACCGAAGAAAUAAAAGAAUUACUCAUUAGUAAUAUUAGACAAAAAUUAACCUCACAAGCGGUGAAAAUCAGAGCCGAUAUUGAAGUCGCGUGUUACGGUUACGAAGGCAUCGAUGCAGUCAAAGCUGCCCUGAAAACUGGUCUGCAGUGUUCCACCGACGAUAUACCGAUCAAAAUUAAUCUCAUUGCUCCUCCGAUCUACGUUAUGACUACUGCUACUCCUGAGAAAGCCGAAGGAUUGAAAGCUCUGCAAACUGCGUGUGAUGAAAUUCAAAAGGCUAUUCAACAGUAUAACGGAGUUUUCCAAAUUAAAAUGGCGCCUAAAGUGGUUACCGCUACCGACGAAUUAGAUCUUGCUAGACAAAUGGAGAAAGCCGAAGCUGAAAAUGCUGAAGUGGCCGGCGACGACGACGAAGAAGAAUCCGGAGAAGGGGAAGACGACGAGAAUGAUCACGAUGACGAUGACGAUGAAGAUAUGGAAAAUGGAGUCGAAUCGGAUGAAAAUUAGCAUCAGUAUGCAGCCAAUUUAUUAUAAUUUAUUUUUAAUAAAAGUUUUUAUUCGAUUUA
Messenger RNA from Planococcus citri (citrus mealybug), 1225 nucleotides. Its product is annotated as eukaryotic translation initiation factor 2 subunit 1-like. Gene Ontology annotation, molecular function: ribosome binding; RNA binding; translation initiation factor activity. Lineage: Eukaryota; Metazoa; Arthropoda; Insecta; Hemiptera; Pseudococcidae. The record is from RefSeq and is a predicted model, not a curated record. The coding region runs from base 162 to 1166 and encodes 334 amino acids. Gene Ontology annotation, biological process: translational initiation. Gene Ontology annotation, cellular component: eukaryotic translation initiation factor 2 complex; eukaryotic 48S preinitiation complex. The transcript has 6 exons.